AUGGAUGCGCACACCCGAUACCUAGCAGUCAAGCACUUCGUCAGUGACCGAGCCGAAUACACAGACCUCCUCAAAAGCUUCGCCGAAGGCAACACCCUCAACCGCACAGCCCUGCGCAUAAAAUCCGAUCUCCUCCUCAUAUCCAACACACUCUGGAUCUGGGCCUGCAUCACCGACACCUCCCUGUCAGACGAUACUAUAUGCUUCCCGCGGCGGUGCAAGGCGCUGGCGAUAGAAGUGCAGGAGGUAGGCGAUGAUAUGAUUGUCACUAACGAGGGGACGCCUGAGGCAGCGUUUGACGGGCUUUCGCAGAAGAUCUUUGGGAUGUUGGUGUUGCAGAUUGGGAGACUUACGGUCCCUGGGUAUGUGCAUGAGGACUGGGAGGCGGAGCGGGAUGCGCGGUUGGCGGAACGGGAGCAGAGUGUUUGGUUUUGUAGGGAUGAGGAGGGGGAUGAUGUUGUCACGAGGAUUUUGAGGAGGGUGUGGGAGCGGUUGCAUGUUAAAGUUGCGGAGUGUGCUUGUCGGCAGUGUUGUGAUUUUUAUUGUGGUGAUGAGGAUUGUUUUACUGCGUAA
Penicillium bovifimosum is the source of this 573-nucleotide messenger RNA. RefSeq lists its product as uncharacterized. The record is from RefSeq and is a predicted model, not a curated record. Lineage: Eukaryota; Fungi; Ascomycota; Eurotiomycetes; Eurotiales; Aspergillaceae. Bases 1 to 573 code for a protein of 190 amino acids. The transcript has a single exon.